Messenger RNA from Myxocyprinus asiaticus (Chinese sucker), 5316 nucleotides. RefSeq names its product multiple epidermal growth factor-like domains protein 6. The record is from RefSeq and is a predicted model, not a curated record. Lineage: Eukaryota; Metazoa; Chordata; Actinopteri; Cypriniformes; Catostomidae. Bases 22 to 4089 code for a protein of 1355 amino acids. The transcript has 32 exons. Gene Ontology annotation, molecular function: protein binding; calcium ion binding.
UGAGGAGUGUUGUUUUAAACAAUGUGCUGCUCCGUGGCACUUCUGCUCUGCUGUGUGAUCGUCUUUCUGCACGGCGCAUCAUCAGUGGAUCUGCAGCCGCACAUGCCGAAUGUGUGUGAAGAGCAGGAGAUGUCUAUGCUGGGUGUGAGGCAGCCGUGCGUUCAGGUGUUCACUCAAAUGGUGAAGGUGUGGCGGCAGGGCUGCUCACUUAAGCGAUGGUGUAUGGGUUAUGAGAGGAGGACGGGGUAUUAUACGGUAUAUAGGCAGGUCUAUAAUAUGGAGAUGCAGACUGUCUACAGAUGCUGUCCAGGAUGGAUGCAGAGAGGAGAAGAUAGAGGCUGUUUGCAUAGAGUGUGUUCUGGUACCUGUUUUAAUGGAGGCAAGUGUUCAGAGACUGGUGACCAGGUAUGCCAGUGUCCAGAAGGGUUUGAGGGAACACGCUGCCAAUACGAUAUAAAUGAGUGUGCACACAGUAAUGGUGGGUGUGAAGGCACAUGCUGUAACACCAUUGGCAGUUAUUACUGCAAGUGUCCUGAUGGCAGUAAACUAGGAGCUGAUGGGAAAUCUUGCCAAGAUAUAGACGAGUGUGAGGAGCUGAAUGGUGGUUGUCAGCAGACAUGUGUUAACACACUUGGUUCAUACCACUGUGAGUGCAGUGAGGGAUUCCGCAUGCAUGCUGAUGCUCGCACAUGCAUAGCUGUGAACUCCUGCUCUGUAAAGAAUGGAGGUUGUGAGCACAGGUGUGCUGACUUGGGGAACGAUCAGUACAAGUGUGAAUGUCACCGUAACUACCAGCUCAAAAGAGAUGGCAAACACUGUGAAUUGAAAGACCCCUGUAAAGAGCGUAAUGGUGGAUGUUCUCAUAUCUGUAGCAGUGUCAAUGGACAGGCUCAAUGCAGCUGUAGAUCAGGAUACAGACUGGCCACUGACCACCAGAGAUGCGAAGACAUAGAUGAGUGUGUGUCCGGUAAGGCUAAAUGCGCUCACGGUUGUGUUAACAUGCCGGGAUUGUUUAGAUGUGUGUGUAAUCCUGGAUUUGAGCUGGGUGCAGAUGGGAAACAGUGCUACCGUAUAGAGAUGGAGAUUGUGAAUGGCUGUGAGAAAAACAACGGUGGCUGCUCUCAUCACUGUGAACACACCACCAGCAGCCCCCUGUGCUCCUGUAACCAAGGUUAUCAACUCGCUGAGGACCUCAAGACGUGUAUAGAUACUGAUGAGUGUGACAGUGGGGAAGCAUGCUGUAGUCAAUAUUGUAAGAAUUAUCCAGGUGGUUACGAGUGCAGCUGUAGACCUGGAUACACACUCAACCCCAGCGGCUGCACUUGUGAUGACAUUGAUGAGUGUGUAUCAGAGACGUCAGGUUGUGCCCAGUACUGUGUGAAUGCUCUGGGCUCUUUUGAGUGUUUCUGUCAGGUGGGAUUCAGACUGGAUUAUGACCAAAGGUCAUGCUUACCUCUGUAUGAGAGGGAUUUGGAGGAGGAGGAAGAGGAAGGUGUGGGGGGCACUGACGAUGAGCCAGAGGUGCUGCGUAUGCCAGACUUAUUAUUCCGUCGCCCCCCUCAGCUGCUACACUAUACCUCCGCUUUAAGUAGACCGUACGAAGACGAUGACCCACACACUCAGUACUCAGGACACACACACAGCCAAGAGCAAAGAGAGGAGCUGAUGGUCAUCAGCAAGAUUAUGUGUGCGGAGGGUUCGUUUGGUGACGACUGCAGUCUGAGCUGUGAGGACUGUGUUAAUGGAGGGGUGUGUGCAAUAGAGAAAGAUCGUUGUGAGUGUACACCUGGUUGGAUUGGUGUCAUCUGCAAUGAGACGUGUGUUGAGGGGACAUAUGGCGUACAGUGUAACAGUCUGUGUGUAUGCCAAAAUGGGGGCCGAUGUGACCCAGCAACCGGGAAGUGUGUGUGUCCUCCAGGGGUCCAUGGUCUGCAUUGUGAAAAUGGUUGUUCUCAGGGUUUCUAUGGAAGGUUUUGUCAAAGGAGGUGUAACUGCCCCAAUAACGGACACUGUCAUCGUCUGUAUGGGGGAUGUCUCUGUGCCCCUGGUCUCUAUGGCAAAUUCUGCCAUCUACCAUGUCCGAAGUGGACUCACGGAGCGGGUUGCUCGGAAGAAUGCGAAUGCUUGCAGGAAAACUCUCUCUCUUGCGAUCCCCAAAAAGGCACUUGCUCUUGUAAACCUGGUUACUACGGCGACCGCUGCCAGACAGAAUGUGAGCAUGGUGUCUAUGGUGAUGGCUGCCAUAAACGAUGCAACUGCUCUGAUGGUAAGUCAUGUGACCCUAAAACUGGAGAGUGCCAGAAGAAUUGCCCUGCUGGAUAUUACGGAGAAAAAUGCCAACUGGUUUGUGAGGCAGGUUUUUGGGGUGCAGGCUGUCCCAAUGUGUGCCAGUGUUCGAGUAAUGCACUAACCUGUGUGGCCAGCAGUGGGCGCUGUGUGUGUAUGCCUGGAUACACUGGAAAACGAUGUGAACAGAAGUGUCUUGAAGCCUGGUACGGAGCAGAUUGUAAGCAAGUGUGUGAGUGUGAAAACGGAGCCGAAUGUGACCACGUCAGUGGAGCCUGUACCUGUACCCCUGGCUGGGUGGGAACACACUGUGAAAUGAGAUGUCCUGUUGGGUUUUACGGGCAGGACUGCGCACAGAUGUGCCAGUGCGGGAAUGGAGCCCAGUGCCACCACAUCACAGGCGCCUGCCGCUGCACCCCUGGCUGGGCACCGCCGCAAUGCAUCCUGGCCUGUCUAGCAGGUACAUUCGGUCAGAACUGCAGUCAGCCAUGUGACUGCCACAAUGGAGGUUCAUGUGACCCGGUCAGUGGCCAGUGCAGAUGUACACCUGGAUGGACUGGAACCAACUGCCGACAGAUUUGCACACCUGGCUGGUACGGUACGAACUGUGAACAGAGAUGCAUCUGUCCAGCUGGCGUGGCCUGUGAUCAUGUGACUGGCAGAUGUGGGUGCCCAGCAGGGUACACUGGGAACAGCUGUGAGACGAUGUGUCCUCUGGGCAGAUAUGGUGUGAACUGUUCUCAAGUGUGCGCAUGUUCUGGAGAACAACAGAGCUGUCACCACGUCACUGGGAAAUGCAGCUGUCCACCUGGUUACUAUGGCAACCGUUGUCACCUCAGAUGUCGAGAGGGCACAUACGGGCCAUACUGUAAAAAGCGGUGCAGAUGUGCCAAUGGAGGGCGAUGUGACUUCAGGACUGGCUCUUGCCUCUGCCAGCCUGGAUACUUGGGACCCAACUGCAGCACCAGUUGUCCCUCAGGGCGGUACGGAAAAGACUGUUUUCAGGUGUGUUCAUGUGGGGAAGGAGGACAAUGCCACCCAGUGACUGGGAGGUGUAACUGCGCCCCUGGUAGAACGGGACGGUCCUGCGAACAAGUGUGCUCAAGAGGACGCUAUGGAGCGCAAUGUCGGAGUUUGUGUACGUGUGCGAACGGAGGUGUGUGCGACCCUGCAGAUGGGACGUGCAGAUGUGGGUUGGGUUGGACUGGGCAACACUGUGAAAGAGCGUGUAUUCCAGGUCACUAUGGAGUGAACUGCGAGCAGGAGUGUUUGUGUCAGAACAACGGAACAUGUGAUCGCUUUACGGGAUGCUGCUCCUGCCCGUCUGGAUACUACGGCCCCGCCUGCCAACACCAGUGUCCUGCUGGCUUUUUUGGCGAACUCUGUGCACAAUCAUGUAACUGCAGUCAAGGACACCUUUGUGAUCACAUGACGGGACAGUGCGUGUGUCCUCCAGGUUACCAUGGUGAACGUUGUGAAAAAAGUUGUGAUGCUGGGCAUUAUGGCUGUGGUUGUGCUGAACUCUGUGAGUGUGAUGGGGCUCCGUGUAAUUCUACCACUGGACAGUGUCUAUGCCCACCCGGAAAGACUGGAGAACACUGCGAGAAAGUGUGUGACAGUGGGACUUAUGGUCCAGGCUGCUCUUUCUCAUGUCAGUGUGCUCAUGGAGGCCAGUGUGACCAGCGCACAGGACACUGUUUCUGUCCUCUCACCUGGCUGGGACCCACUUGUGAGGAAGGUGCUAUGGUAGACCAUGUGCUCUCUCGUGUAAAGAAGUGGCGACGGCGUGUUUCACACUCCUAGUCCUGCUACGAGCACACACAUACUCCACUAACAUCCCACUAGAAGGCGAGUGGCAUGGGUGAAUGAGUAUGUGAGAGGAGAUAAGGCUUGUUAUUAUGGGUUUUUCCCCCAGACAAGCAAGCCACAGAAGAACUAGUACGAAGAAACAAUGCUACACAACACAGACACACAAGUGUCCCUUCUAGACACAAAGAAGACCACUAACAGUCUGUCAGUGAAUAUGUGUAUGUUUGUGUCUUUCUAGGCAAUCAUUCAGUCUGUGUGUGUAUUCGUUUGUAAGCAGGUCUGCAUGUAUGAACAUGUCUUUAAUGCGAUCAUCACGCACAUUACGGAGGACAAGUUCGACAUGACAUUAGUGUCAUGAGCUCUGUGUGUGUGUAUGGUUGUGAGUACACUCUCAAUUCCUUACAAAGCAAACAUCCCACAUCAGUCAGUCAAACCAAACCAUGCGAUCAGCCAAAUGCCCACCAUGCCACAAAGCCCAACCAAACUUCUCUAUUAUAGGAUCAGAGUGAAGCUGCAACCGCUCAUUUCUAUAGUACAUACCACAAAUACACAGCUAAAGUGCCACUCAAGUGGCCUCCCAUCGGAAUACCACCACACUCAAUCGGCUUUCUUCCGUCCAUACAUAUUAUACACAGUCUAAAAUUUACCUUGUAAACAUACACCAACACUAAAAUUAACAUUUUUUUUUUUUUUACAAAAUUGUCUGUAAAGUACUCUUUUAUGGUACUUAACUGUUGUUUUUAAGUCAUAUGCAGCAGGAAUUGGGAAUAUGUGCUAAAGAUAUGCUUGUGCUAUAUACUGUAUAUUUUAUUUAAAUGUUGGUUACACUCCAUCUGGUUGACUCCUGUGGCUGAUGUAUUUCCUGUGAUGUGAUUCCUGUGACAGCAUAUCCAGCAGACUGUAUUAACAUGUAAAUAUUCAGUGUUGUCACCCAUCAUCGUGCCAUUUGAGGUAAAUUGUUAAAACUGAGCUGUCCAACAGGAUUUAGACAAUCCGAAGCUUGUAAACUGAAUGAACAGUUCCUCCAAAGAUAGAACUGCCAGGUCUUACAUGCUAAACAAUCCUAAUCUAUAUAAAUGACAGUGCUUAGUGUUCAAUCAACAGUCUUUUACUGUAGAAAGUGCUGUAAAAAAAGGGUUUUUAUUCCUCUGUCUUACCUUUAUUUCUCUCAGGAUGUUGUCAGACUGAUGUACUAUCUGGCUGUACAGUGAACAUACGUAU